AUGCCCCAUCUAUGCGCCGGACGUAUUUUUGUCGUGGCGACUUUUAUAAUUUCACAAGCAUGGUCUUUGGGGCUUGCCAGCAAAGUCGCAGAUGCUUCGGGUCACCAUGAGCUUACCAGGAGAAAAAAGGACAAUCCUGUAUCUGGUUCUCAAGCUUACGAACAGUUACAGAUAUCUGACGGAGUGGCAGGAGAUUCACUGAAGAAAUCCGUUCAGGUCUUUCUUGAACCCUUUUUCCUCAAAUUUGAUGCAGACUUUGAGAUCAUACCCCUAGACAAACUGAAGGCUGUCUCUAAGGAUGAUUUAGGAAAGUUGAAGACCUUGGCGAGAGCUGCAAGUGAUAACGAGAAACCAGGAUUUGUAAAGACAAUCGCUAGCACGAAGGAUAAAAAGCUUAAAGAUGCGCUUAACGUCGGAAUGAUUGCUAACAAAGUCUUUAAAUUAGUGGGUCAACAGGCGUACUUGGCUAUUGAAUUUGCUCAAGGAAACCCAGCUAGACGAAAAAAUCUUGAUGAUGAGAAGAAAAAAUUGAAGAAGAACAUUGAAUUUGACAAGAAAAACAAAGGGAAACAAAUGAUCUCAUACCUCCAUCCGAAUUGCUUUCCUUUCAAAUCCGCAAGCGAAUGUCAAGGAAAGAAAAAUUGA
Messenger RNA from Melampsora larici-populina 98AG31, 645 nucleotides. RefSeq lists its product as uncharacterized. Bases 1 to 645 code for a protein of 214 amino acids. The record is from RefSeq and is a predicted model, not a curated record. The transcript has 7 exons. NCBI's taxonomy places the organism in Eukaryota, Fungi, Basidiomycota, Pucciniomycetes, Pucciniales, Melampsoraceae.